GAGCGGCCUAAGGAAGCUUCUUCUGUGUGUUCGUAACGAGGUUGGUCCAACUCCAGCGUGACGCGGCCGAGAGGGUCCCGCGCUGCCAUAUGCGGUGCCGACACCGUCCUGUGGGUUAUAUGGUGAAGAAGGUGUAUCCUGAAGUAGAGGGAGCAAGGGUGGAAGAUGGGCAGGUCACGAAGCAAUUACGGUUGUUAGCUCAGUACGAGAUUACCGCGCAGUGGGGGGCGGCUAAGGAAAAAUUGAAUCAAGUGCACACUAGGGGCGAUGCCAAUAGAAUUAUCUCUCAGUUCUGCGAGGACUGGUUGGGAGGGAAGAGGGACGGCUGGGUGGCAAGGUAUUGCAGCCUGAGACACAAUUAUGACCCGACUUUUAGCGUCCCGCAAACAAAUGAGAUCACGAAGGGGAGACCAGCCGACGGCAGCCCUUUGUCUGUGCUCUGUCUGCAAUGGGGCCCAGGAAAGGAAGGGGAGACCAGCCGAUGGCAGCCCUUUGUCCCUGUCAGUAAAGACAAACAGAGGGCGGCGGAGUUGAAGUUCUGCGGGUUCAAAUGGAUCACGAAGGGCCAAACGCUGCCGAGCUCCAAUGGGAAUUUCCUCAUGGAGUGCAAAUUGUGUGGUGAGGGGUUUCAGGGCAGUCAAACGAAGGCCGCUGCGCACUUCACGAUAAAGAACAAUUGCCCCAAAGUCUUUGUGGAGCAGCUGGCAGAAAUUUGGAACAAGACAAACUAUACGUUCGAUCAGAGCCAUUGCCAGAAGAUCCUCGACUUCUUGAAGUCUCGUGGAUAUCGAGACAUCAGAUGUACUUCGGGGAGAGAGCAGGCGGGGGAGGAGGAGGAGGACAGCGAGGACGAGAGGAGGGGGGCCGAGGGUCGAGCGGAUGAUGAUGACAGCGAUAUGCCGACCAUGGACGUGCGGAGAGAGGUGGAUCGAGCCAGGGGCAAGAUGAAGGGGGAGAAGGCUGUCGACGAGGACAACAUUCCUGGCGAGGACUACGACGAUGACGAGGAUACGGACAUUGGAGCCUCUUAUGAUGGGGGGCUGAUGACCGGUGCCCGUUCAGGCCAAGAGGGGGCAGCCAGAGCAAUGAUGGAGGCAAGGGGACUCCAGCGGCACCCCCUCUGGUUGUUGUCAGACAUCGCAAAGGACGACACCAACGGGAAGAUUGGAAAGAGGGAGGACACCAUCAUCAGGGCUCGAGCGGUCGUGCGUUUCAUCAGAGAGCAUAGAGCGGCUCUCAGCCUUUAUCGAUGGUACUCUGUUGCCCAGCCGUCUUCCGCCUCUGCAAUUGCGGCGAGUUCCAGCGCUACACCACCCCAGACUCAACGGCGAGGCAAAGAGCUUGUGUACCUUGCGCCUAUGAAUCCCCCGUGGAGCAUCACGUUUUUCGGAGCGGCGAGGUGGAGCGAGCACGACAAGACACUAGCUGAGGAGGCACUGCGAUACCUUCGCCAGCAGACUGGCGAUGACGAGGAUUUGUAUCAUACGUUGCGCACGCAGCUGGCGGAGUCCCAUAGUCGGGAGGGCGAUUGGACGUACGGAAGGGUUGAGGGUGACAAGGACGCGACCUCCUGUAGAGGGGAGAAGGAGACGUCGCAGAUAUCCACCAACUUGAGAUUGAGUUGUCGUCAGGGGAGGGGUUCGGGGUACGUUCUGCCAUGGGAGGACGAUGAGGAGACAGAGGACGUUAUUCCUCUGCCUCGUGACGAGGGUGUUCGGCCAGCUGACCUAGUCACAGAGGCGCAACGUGAGUGGCAGGUGCAACGCGGGCAGAGGGAUCGUCUUUCGAGGGCACCGCCCAACGUGGAGACGUAUUUCGAUCGUCGCCCCACGGUUGAGGGCACGAGCAGGGCAGUCGGGGAGAUGCUGAGGAGGGAGAAGACGACGACGACGACGAUGUCGGGAGGGGGUACGAGGGCAGCAAUGAGGACGAUGAUGAUCCCGACUAUUCCCCGACACGCCGACGUGGUGAUGACGACGACGACGGCGGCGACGGUACACAACCUGCAGGUGGUUUACCGAGGUCCGAGAGACACCUUGGUGACCGAUGCAGUGGUGCAGGCAGGGGAGGCAGCGGGCCAGGUUGCUGCCGCGUCGGCAGAGGUCGCAGCCUCCCCUGCUCAGUUUGCUGAGGUUGCAGUCGGGUCUGCAGAGGUUGUUGCUGCAUCGGCAGAGGUUGCAGAGGGGUCUGCAGAGGUUGCUGCCGCGUCUGCAGAGGCUGUUGCAGCGUCAGCAGAGACUGCAGUUGGGUCUCCAGAGGUUGAUGGUGUGGCUGCAGAGGUUGGGAGGGCAUCUGCACAGUUCGGUGCUAGUUUCAACGACGACAUGUUUGGUGCUUCAUUGGGGCUUCCUCCAACGCCGGCAGCGGCGGCAGGCGAGCGUGGUAGUGGUGGUGUGGACGCACAGGCUACGCCCAUCAGUCAAAUCCUUAGAGGUUUUCCUUCAUGCAUCAUGGGUGACAUCAGUAGCAGCAUGUUGCGGGAGGUAGCGGAGGAGACACAUGGUUCGUUGGGGCAGCAUGAGCAUGUAGUAGGGGAUGAUGGGGGUUGUCGACCUGUGCAGGAGCGAGUGCCUGAGUCAGAGAAGGAGAGGGCCGACCGAGAGGAGCGGGAAAGGGCGCUGGAGUUGGCCAGGCAUUGCGAGAUGACACAGAGUAUUGCAGUGAGGGCCCGUGCAGAGCAGAUGCUCGAGACGGGUGAUGGUGCGGGUCAUUGUACGGCGGAGGAUGCAGAGGUUGAGUGUGACGGUGCGGUCGGUGGGGAUGCAGACGAGAGACCUGCAUCGCCAGUUCAUGGUGUUUGUGUAUUUCCAUUCACUGGAGCUUUGUCAGCGGAGGAGUUAGAGCGGCAGGCACGGGAGGACCCAUUGAGGGCAGAUCGACGCGGACUGAUGGAUGAGGCAUCCAGGAGGGUCAUGGUAGAGGGCCCAGCUUAUGUGCCGUGCAGCCCAUCAGUGCGAUCGUCUACCACAUAUGUCAUUCUGCCCACACAUGCCGAGGGUCCAGGCCCAACACUGAGUCCCGCAUCGGCACCUGCAAGGGAGUCUCCUUCUCCCAAGUCAUGGAAGAAGAAGAUGAGAGUAGGAAAGGGUCUUAGUACUGCGAGGAGGGUGACCCACGAGAUGCGGGCGAGUCAGCCUGGGUUGGUCGGCUUACAUCCGCGGACUCGGGAGGCAUUGGGCGGAGACGUUGUCGCGGAUGCAGUAGGUUGGAGGGAGGGGGUAUCUACCCGAGGGACAGAGCAGCCAAUGAGCGCACCUGCUGAGGCGGCGGUGCCACGUCCUGGAGGGCGGACUUCCACUACCGCUAUGGAGGAGCAUGACGAGCACAGUCACACCCCCGGGAGGAGCAUGGCCGGACGUAUAUUGGGGUUGGAUGUAAGGGCAUUGACGACGCUGCGAUCGUGACAGACACCCGUUGGCUGGGAAUCGGGUAUCGACGGUUUGGAGAUGCCUAUUGGCCAGC
Messenger RNA from Chara braunii, 3462 nucleotides. The record is from the annotation of a GenBank genome assembly. NCBI's taxonomy places the organism in Eukaryota, Viridiplantae, Streptophyta, Charophyceae, Charales, Characeae.